Meloidogyne enterolobii is the source of this 3173-nucleotide messenger RNA. Lineage: Eukaryota; Metazoa; Nematoda; Chromadorea; Rhabditida; Meloidogynidae. The record is from the annotation of a GenBank genome assembly.
UCCAAAUCUUUAAAAAAAUCCAAAGUCUAGUUUACAAACUGAUUAACACACCAAAUUUCUUUUAUUAUUCCCUGAUCAACGGCCAAAGUUUAAACAUAUUUCUUUACCCUUAUUUAUUUUUAGAUAGUUAUCAAUUACCUAUAUAUUUCCACAUAAUUUUAUUCACCCUUCUGUCCAAACACAUUUUUGUUUUUUAUAAAUUUUGUUUGAAAUUAUUUUUUAAUUAAAAAUAAUUUUUAGAUUUUUAAAAUUUCAACAAUGAUCUACAAUAAUAAUUAUUUAAAAAAUAUUCCAAAAUACUUUCCAUCAAUUUUCCGAUUUUAUUUAAUUAUUUAUUUCGCCCUACAUUCUGUUAAAGCCGAGCAGAGGAUUGUCGAAGAACCCGAGGAUACUGUAGCCAGAAUUGGAGAGACUGUUUUACUUAAAUGUAGAGUUCAAAAUCAGAAAGGACAUGUUUACUGGAUGAAAGGAGAAGUAGGUCUAGGCCAUAAACGUGAUAUGCCUUUUUUCGAACGUAUGUCAAUGAUUGGAAAUAUUGACGAUGGGGAAUAUCACCUUCAGAUAAAAAAUGUGUCUCUUGCUGAUGAUGACAAUUAUAGAUGUCAACUUACUCCAACAGACGAUGAACCAACUCCUAAGCUUUCUAAAAGAGUUAAAUUAACAAUUAUUGUCCAACCCAAAGACCCUAUACUCGUUGGAGAAUCCAUCGAAGGUGGACUGACUUCAUCAAGUAAAAAUCAACAAUUAAUUGGACAAUUUAAUCAAAUAGCGGCCACAGAAGGUCAUUCACUCCAAGUUAGUUGUCAAAGUAGAGCUGGAAGGCCAGCAGCACAAAUUAGCUGGGUUUUGGCUGAAGAUUGGUUAGGAAAAAGAAUUAUUGCGCAUAUUAUACCAUCAAAUAAUGAAACAGAAACAACAACAGUUUUUAGAUAUCAAACAAAUAGAGUGCCUUUCCCCUCUGCUGGGCAUCCCUUACGUCAUUCCCGUGGAAGACGUCUACUUGCUAACAUUACAGAAUUUAGAGACUUGGAUGGAGACAGUCAACUUUAUACUGUUAUAAGCAAUUUAAAUUAUUCGCCUUCUCGGGAUGAUAAUGGACAUUUUUUGGUUUGUAUGGCAACACAUGAAGCUUAUGGAAAAGAGGCAAAAACAGCCAGUAUUUCUUUGGAUGUAUUUUAUCCCCCCAAAGUAAUAAUUGAAGUUGAGCCGGAAGAUAAUGGAAAGAUCAGAGAGUCUGGCUCAAUUCGUUUACUUUGCCGAAGCGAUUCCAGGCCAAACGAAGAUUUAAAAUAUUCAUGGAAUUGGGAUGGAGAACCCAAAAGAUUGGAAAUAUUAUCAAAUCAUCGUAUCUCAAUUUCCUCUCUUCGAUUUAAUGAUAAUCUUAAAAAAGUUAAUUGUACAGUAGAAAAUUCUGUUGGAGUUGGAAGUUCUGCUUUUGAAUUGAAUGUUCCCUUUGGACCUCGUUUUAUGUCUACAAAUCAAACUAAAAUAAUUGAUAGAGGUUCUGAAACAACUUUUCAAUGCGAGGUUCUCGGCAAUCCAACGCCUAUUAUUCGUUGGUAUCAUGGAAGGGAACAAGAGACACCAAUUCACGAAGGAGCAAAUCUAACUAUCAAAAAUGCGCAGGAUUGGGAGGAAGGAGAAUAUAGGUGUAUUGCCGAGGUUGAAGGCUUUCCUUCAAAAACAUUGUAUCAUCAAUUAUAUUUAAAAGGACCUCCAAAAGUCAGAUUUAUAGAAUAUAUACUUUCUGAAAAUGAAAAGGAUAUUACUUUAAUUUGUGAGGUCCAAUCGAGAGUAUUGCCAGUCAAUAUCCAAUGGUUCCAUAAUGGUCGUAGAAUGGAUGUUGCAGAACGUAUUAGAACGGGUGAAGGAAAUGGAAAUAACAACAAAAACAAAAAUCGUUUCCAAGUUAACGAUGAUAAAUUGGGCAAACAUUUAAUGCUAUCGAAAAUGACAAUUUUUGAUUUUGUCGAAAAUGAUUUGGGGUUGUGGAAUUGUUCAGCACGUAAUGAUUAUGGGGUUGUUUGGGAACAGAAAGAUGUUAGAUUACUUGGAAUUUUUGAUAAAAUUGAAAUUCAAUGGAGAGAAAUGCCUUUUCAACUGCGCAUAGUUUUUGGAUCUGUAAUUUUCUGUAUUUUUGCCGUUUUAUUUCUUCUUUUACUUGUUUGGCUCAUUUGGAGAGGUUGUUGUUGUUGUGAUAGACGAAUUGGGCAUUCAAAAAUGUCAAAUAAUAGCAGCUAUCCUAAUGGAGGUUCUAUUUCCGUUAAAUGCGAGCCGGUUGAUGGCAUGACAGCAAGUGAGAGUUGCGGAACCCCUCCCUAUCCCCUUCCUCAACAAUAUUUUUACAAUAACGAAGCUGGUGGAUUAACAGCAGAACAAUAUCCCCCUCCAAAUGGAAAUAUUCAUUUCCCCCCAGAAAUGUUAGAUCAACAACAAAUGUUAUUUGAAUAUGAACAACAACAACAACAACAGAUUUAUGGAAAUGGAAAUAAUGGAUAUUUUUGUGAAGAUAAUAAUUCUACAAUAUUUGAUCAACAACAACAAAUAAAUAAUAAUGGUAGAAGAAGUAGUGCUUCUACAUUUAAUAAUAAUAACAAUCUUGUUGGUGGUGGUAGUGGUGUUUAUUGCCCUUCUAUGCAAUUAAGCUCCUUUGAUUAUCAACAACCUAAUGGAUUAAUUCAAAAUGGAGGUAAUAAUGGAUAUAGCAUUAAUGGAGGUGGUCUUCCCCGAAUACAAUUAAAAUCUCCCCCUUCACAACAACAACCACAACAUUAUUCUUAUUUUUCCUCUCCUUUAGAAACACUCAGAGAAGUUGGAAGUCCUCCAAAACACGAAGAUGCUCCUUUAAUUAUUGGAAUUGAUUCUAAUCAAAAUUGUUUAGAGAGGUCUUUGUCUAGAAAUUCUACCCAUGUCUAGAUUAAUGACCUAACAAAUGGAAACCACUUUAAAGUGCCCAAGUUCAUUAGUAUUGUUGACAUUCGAUAUAAGCGACAAUUCCUUAAGAGUUCCCAUAGUUUUUAAUUUUUACCUUCCCUUUUGGGCAUUAAUCUAGACUUUAAAAAUCACCAAUAUUUAUUUAAUCUAUUUACUAUUCCCUCAAUAUAUCCUCUCACUUGCGGGUUUCCAACCACUUCUUCAUGGCUUUUUAUUAUAUACAAAUUAUUUGAUUCGUU